This is a messenger RNA of Ruditapes philippinarum (Manila clam), 882 nucleotides long. Its product is annotated as ninjurin-1-like. The transcript is spliced from 2 exons. Bases 118 to 510 code for a protein of 130 amino acids. NCBI's taxonomy places the organism in Eukaryota, Metazoa, Mollusca, Bivalvia, Venerida, Veneridae. Gene Ontology annotation, biological process: cell adhesion; tissue regeneration. The record is from RefSeq and is a predicted model, not a curated record. Gene Ontology annotation, cellular component: membrane.
UUAUUUUAAGCCGCUGAUGUGAUAAUUAGGCUGAUGUGAUAAUUAGGCGCUAUAAAAUACAAAUGCUUUAGACGACGUGAACAAAAGUCGAAGCUGAUUUAGUUUUACAAAAUAAAUAUGUCAUUUUCGGGUAGUAGAAUCGUAUUGGGCGGAACAGAAGAAGCCAAUCCGGUAGAGAACAAGUCGUCGUUUGACUUCAAUAAGUAUGCUACAAAGAAAACCGUAUCGAAAGGUCUUCUGAACAUCGGCCUGCUGACGUCUAACGCAAUGCAGCUAAAAACAACUAUUAGCCAAGGUUCCUCACACAGCUAUUUCUACCUGAAUAUCGUUAUGAUCACCAUUUCCAUUGUCCUGCAGAUUGUCCUCGCAAUUUUAUUGGUGAAGCUCGGACUCAAUAAAGGACAACACGACGAAGCAAUGAAGAGCGCAGACAGACACAAUAAUGUUGUUACCGGCAUUGUGGCGGUCAUAACCGUCAUAAAUAUACUCAUAUCAAUUUUCACUGCCUGAAAACGAUAACAGUUUUCUUAGACUGGAGACUUAACUGAUAUCUAUUGUUAUAAUUCCAUUUUCUUGGACUUGACUGAUAAAUACAGUUCUUAUUCCAAACAUUCAAUAAUUCGAUUCUUAUUUUUUAUUUCAUAUUAAAGAAAAUAUAAAAUGAUUUAGUUUACUAGCAUUCUUAUGUUGAAUUAUUCAAUCUGUUUGCAGCUGGAAAAAGUAACAGUCGGUUGUGAUUGACCGUUUAUUUCUUCCAACAAUGUUAAUAUUGAUAAAAAAGACACAUUUAUAAGAAAAGCUUGCUGAAAAUUGUAAAGUACAAAUAAUAUUUACAAUUUACAUGUACAUGUAUAUUAAGGAAAUUAAAUGAUAUAAUAAUUU